AUGGAGUCGCUCACACCCACCAAACAACCUAUCGCCAUUCGUCCAGAACAUAUUGCUUCAUCGAGCACAACAAUUCAGGUGAAGCAGCAUAGCGCAAGCUGGUCCAGCGGCAAAUUUACCAUCUCAAGCACCCCAACUGCCGAAGACCCUCUUUUCAGCAAGCUCUUUAGCGUCGAUGGUGACGUUGCAUCAUUAUCUCAGCGACGACAUUUCUGCGACGCCUCAGGUCUUCCCCUUUUCGAGAUAUCUCGGAAAAAGGUCGGAGUAACAUGGUAUCUUCAUCUUCCCGGCGAGAGCAGCAGUACAGGAAGCUCCUCCGAGCCUAUUGCUACGGUUGUACCGAAAUGGAGCGCUCUCAAAGACAAAUUUGAUGUUCAUCUCCGGAAUGCUUCUGCAAAUGGAGAGGAGACAGUACUGGAGGUUCGCGGACAGAAUGUUUGGAAGACGAAGACACAUGUUACUCAUCGUGGUAAAUUGGUUAUGGUGGUAAAAUUGACCGAUGUGGCUGCGGUUUAUCUCCCCGGAAAACGACCGUCGUGGGAAGUGGUGGUGGCAGAAGGAAUGGACCUUUCGCUGGUAAGAUGGCCUAUCUUUUGCCCAGAUGGUGGAUAUAGUUGA
Messenger RNA from Penicillium salamii, 618 nucleotides. Lineage: Eukaryota; Fungi; Ascomycota; Eurotiomycetes; Eurotiales; Aspergillaceae. The record is from the annotation of a GenBank genome assembly.